Nicrophorus vespilloides is the source of this 494-nucleotide messenger RNA. RefSeq names its product adenylate cyclase type 7-like. The coding region runs from base 48 to 221 and encodes 57 amino acids. Gene Ontology annotation, molecular function: adenylate cyclase activity. The record is from RefSeq and is a predicted model, not a curated record. NCBI's taxonomy places the organism in Eukaryota, Metazoa, Arthropoda, Insecta, Coleoptera, Silphidae. The transcript is spliced from 2 exons. Gene Ontology annotation, biological process: cAMP biosynthetic process; adenylate cyclase-activating G protein-coupled receptor signaling pathway; intracellular signal transduction.
ACAAUAUCCCUAAUCAUGCGGACGCUUGUGUCGAUCUUGGAUUGAAAAUGAUUGAGAUUAUUAAACGCGUCAGGAAGAGUCGUAAAUUGGAUAUAAACAUGAGGAUCGGUAUACACUCCGGGAGCAUCUUGAGCGGAAUCAUAGGCAUCGCCAAAUGGCAGUCCAAAGCAAAAGACGUUCACAUUGCUAACAAGUUCGAGAGCACAGCAAGCCCAGGGUAAUUAAUGUUCAGCCCUCAAAUUAAAUUCAUUCUCAUAGCAAAAUUUAGAACGUUGAAUUUAUAUUCCGCUGAAAAGUACAUAUCACAAAACAAACCAAAGAUCAACUGACCAAAGAUUACACUAUCGUUCCAAAUAGCAGAUGCAAGACUGAUCCUUUUCUUAAGCAAUACAACAUCGAGACGUUCCUGAUAACGCCAGAGGUAAGUUUAAGCUUAACGCUCAGACCCAAAAAAUGAGAAUUUCAAGAAUUCUUAAAUCUAUCGGUAUUUCAAA